Polyodon spathula (Mississippi paddlefish) is the source of this 1991-nucleotide messenger RNA. Its product is annotated as adiponectin-like. The transcript has 3 exons. Gene Ontology annotation, molecular function: protein binding. The record is from RefSeq and is a predicted model, not a curated record. The coding region runs from base 121 to 933 and encodes 270 amino acids. Lineage: Eukaryota; Metazoa; Chordata; Actinopteri; Acipenseriformes; Polyodontidae.
AGUUACUGGGACCCCGAUGACAUUGAGAACCAAAGACUUCACCCCUUCUCUCCACUGCCACUCCCAGUGAACAGGCAGUCAAUACCUAGCAGCUGAAGUUGAGGACAGACUCCUGUCAUAAUGAAGCUGGUUUGGACCCUUCUCCUUUGCUUGGUGUUGGUGGUGAAGCUGUCCUGCUCUCAGGAUGAGGGUGAAGUGGUGGAGGCAGAGGCCCUCCAAGAGCAUGCAGUAGGCCCACGCGGUGAGGCAGACACUCCCAGCGUGGUAGUGGACGAGAGGAAACCAUGUGCCAGCUGGAUGGGAGGUGUGCCAGGAACCCCUGGACACAAUGGAGCCUCAGGGAGAGACGGCAGAGACGGGCGAGAUGGAGCAAAGGGAGAGACAGGAGAACCAGGUGCACCUGGAGAAAAGGGUGACACUGGAGAGCCUGGACUUACUGGUCCAGAGGGACCCCGUGGCUUCCCUGGCACCCCAGGCCUGAAAGGCGACCUAGGAGAGAGUGCCCUCCUCUACCGCUCUGCCUUCAGUGUGGGACUGGCAGACCGCACCCCCAUGCCCAAUGUGCCCAUCAAGUUCAACAAGAUCUUCUACAACGGCCAGAGGCACUACGAUGACAGCACAGGCAAGUUCCGCUGCUCCAUCCCCGGAGUGUACUACUUCACCUACCACCUCACCGUCUACCUGAAAGACGUCAAGGUCAGCCUGUACAAGAGUGACAAGACCAUCAUGUUCACUUUCGACCAGUUCCAGGAAAACAACGUCGACCAGGCUUCCGGAUCCAUCAUCCUGCACCUGGACACAGGGGAGGAGGUCUGGCUUCAGGUGUACGGAGAAGAGGCCUAUGCGGGAAUCUAUGCCGAUAACAUCAAUGAUUCCACAUUUUCUGGAUUCCUUCUCUACCCUGAUAUGAAAACACCCAAUGGAGCUCGCUAAAGGGAUGUUGGUGCAGGAGGGGCCGUUGAAGGCAUUAUCAGUGUAUACUUAUUACAAUCACAUCAUUCUUUUAAGGUUUGCAAUACUUAAAGUUCUAUCAAAUGCCCACUUUGGACAACAACAGAGAGAGCAUCACAACAAGCUGGUUGUUUUAAUGAUUUCAUUAAUUAGGUGUGUGUUCCAAGUGUUUUUAGGGCUCCCAAAAUGUCUUUCUGGCCUUAGUUGAUGCUUUUGGAUGUAUGCAUGGGGGUUAUUAGUGUAACAGGAUGACCCACGUCAUUUUAUUUAGGCACUAUUUAUUAAUAUUUUAAAUGACAGUAAUCAUGUUUUGAUUUAUUACCUUUGAUUUAAUGUUAGUUUGUUUUGAUUUUAUCACCUUGUUUUAAAGCACGUUUAUUUUGUAUUGCACAUUGCUUCUGUAGUUUAAGCCCAUAUCCCACUGGCACGUUGAUGCUCUCCUGUUCUCAGCCCCCAUAAGUGUCAAUUGGAUCAUUUGAAGAAGCUGAACACCUUUCAUCCAUUUGAGAGAUUGGAUUUUGUCGUUGAUGUGAACCCGGGUUUGUCUGGCAUGGAGGUUGGAUGCACAGCCAGCAAGAGCAGAGAAGGAAUUAGACUUGUUUGUUUUGGGCUGUGCUUCCUGUCUCCCUCUGCGUGUGUGUAUGUUUUUAACCAUUUUAGAUUUAGUAUUUUUUAAAAGGUUUUGGGGAGUUUGCAGGAGUGCUGGAGAUGGGGAGCUUUAAAGUAUUGGUUUUAUUGUAGUUUUUGUUAGCCUUGUCUCCGCGAUUGUAUUGAGCAGAACUGCACUUUGUUCUGUAAUUAACUAUUUAUUGAAUAGUGCACACCCCAUGCCAUGACCGUGUAUUAUAUCCAUCCAUCCAUUAUCUGCUUAAUCCUUUACAGGGUCAUGGUGAGCUGGAGCCUAAGGACCCUGGCGCUGUGAGGCAGCAGCGCUAACCACCAGGCCACUGUGCCUCCCACUGUGUAUUCUAAAUUUGUCCUAUUUGACAAAUACAUAGUUAACCACCUGUUUGUAAUAAAACAAUGUUUAUUGCCCUGCA